ACUGAGGCGACGGUGCAUACAAAUGAUGACUACUAGCGCUGUUUCCUUGUGACUUGUGUCAUUCGCUCACAAGUUCUUGGCUGUACUUGACCUCUCAAAGGUUCCUCCAUCUCACCUUUGAAGUUGCAUGACUUCUGCUUCUAUGGGAAUUAUGGCAUCACCAUACAAAACAUCUAUCCAGGCAGCGUUAUACAUCCUUUUACAUCUACAGACAACUGCUACACAUCCAUGAGACAGUCUGAGGGCAGAACUUUUGACUUUUUCUCAUGGAGAGGAAGGAACUUUACGAUUGUAUCCUGGACCGAAGCAAACGCAUAAUGUGGCAGGACGACUGCUACGUGGACCUUCAAUCUACAUCUUCCUCUGUGUCUUCACAAACUGAAAGUAAAGACUCCUGCUGGAUCCAAAAGCAUCAAGACCAGCUGCAACGCUUCACAACCACCUCGUUCUUGGAGGAGAUCUUAACCCACCUGAGAAAGGUUGAAGUUCUGACUUCGGCUGAGGAGACCAGGAUCAAGGAAGCAGGCCAGCUGCAGGACCAAGUUAACAUGCUUACUACUACUAUCACCGAAAAGGACUGUCAAGGAACUGAUGCCCUCCGUGGCUUCAUAGAGAGCUCCAAUUCUCAGGUGGCCCAGCUCAUUGUAAACCAUGAUUCCAUGGUGAAGGAGCACAAAGACGUACUGUUAAGACGAUUCGAACAGCACAGAGACAGAGAUUCGUUCAGCUGCUCAAAACUGAACAUCUCCUCAAGAACGUUACUUCUAGUCGAUGGUCUUUCUGACCUCCAGCAAAAGGAACACGACUUAAUGCAGGUGGGAGUGACUCGAGGAAGAAAAAGAAACCACCUAAGACAGUUGGGGCUGGCCAAACUCUUGGAGCCCCUGACCCGUGUCAGUUUACCUCCCAGAGUCUCAGUCACAGUUGGCGUUGCCGGCAUCGGCAAGACUACUUUGGUCCGACACUUCAUCAGACAGUGGUGCCAGGGGGGCUUCUGUACAGAUAUAAGUUUCGUCUUGCCUUUCACCUUUUCUGAGCUGAACUCAUUGGAGAAACUCUCUGCAGAGAGGCUGGUGAAACUGGCCUUUCCUCAUUUAACAGACCCCAGUCUGGUUCUGAGCAGCUCCUGUCGCACUCUGCUCAUACUAGAUGGUUUGGACGAGUUCCGCUGCACCUUAAAUUUCUCUGAUGCAGCUUCCUGUAAUGACCCAAAGAAAGAGGUGUCCAUUGAUGACCUUGUCACAAAUAUCAUUCGGGGGAAUCUGCUCCCUGAUGUUGCAGUGUGGGUGACAUCCAGGCCAAGAGUCGCCUCCCUCAUCCCUGGAGGUUUGGUUGACAGAGUGACUGAGAUACCAGGAUUCAGUCAGAAGGAUAUUCAGCUCUUUCUAAACCAUCACUUCUCUGAGAGGGAAUAUGCCAGUAAAAUAUGGGCACAUUUGGAGUCCCACAAGAUCUUGAUGGUGAUGUGCUACAUUCCAGGGAUUUGCUGGAUAGUGGCUGAUACUCUGACAUACAUCAUGCAGAGUGGGGCACAAGAGAGCCUACCUCGAACUUGCACAGAGCUGUUUGCUCACUUUUGUUCCAUGAAGGCAGAGGUUGGUGAACCAAGAGGAAGGGAGCCAAUAAAAAUGGAGCAGCUUCAUGGUAACAAUCGUAAACUGCUAAGCAACCUCGGACGGCUCGCAUUUUAUGGUCUCCUCAAACACAAGUACACUUUCAGUGAGCAGGACCUCAGAGCUUAUGGGAUAGAUCUUCUGUUAACUCAGUGCAGUCUUGGUGUUGGAGUUCUUGUGCGAGAAGAGUCGGUCAUAUCCACAACAUUCAGGUUCACUCACAUGACUUUGCAGGAGUUUGUUGCAGCUACUUUCUACCAUGUCUCCUCAAAGCGGGCCAUCUUUGAUUUGUUCUCAGAGAGCACCAUGUCUUGGCCGAAGAUCGGUUUUCAGAACCAUUUUAGGAGUGCCUUUCAGCAUUCACAGCAAGUUGAAGAUGGCCACUUAGAUGUGUUUGUGCGCUUCCUGACAGGUCUGCUGUCUUCAGGGGUACUAAAACCUCUAGCUGGACUUCUAGCUAUUGGGAAAGACGACAGCAAUCAGAAAAGUUGGGUUGCGGGGUUUUUACAAGGUCUCUUGGACAGUGGGGGUUCUGUCGUGUCCUUGCGUGCAGUCAACCUGGCUUAUUGUCUGCAGGAGUUGCAACAUACAGAGCUGCUGCGGAGUGUAGAGGAGGACUUACGGCUUGGCAGUCUGGCAGUGAAAUUAUCAAGGCCUCACUGUGUUGUGCUGGGCUACCUCCUGCAUGUGUCGCCAGAGUGCAGCGAACAGACCAACUUGACAGGCUCGCUGACAUACUCCACAGUGAAGUGUUUGCUCCCGCAGCUUCUGUACUGCAGCCAUCUCAGGUUAGAGAAUAAUAACUUCAAAGAUGAUGUCAUGGAACUUCUGGGAAGCCUUCUGAGUGCCAAGGACUGUCACAUUCAGAAAAUAAGUCUGGCAGAGAAUGCUAUCAGCACGAAAGGAGCCAAAGCCUUGAGCCGAGCUCUCCUGGUGAACCGGACACUGACGUCACUCAAUCUCCGGAACAACAACAUCGGCUCCAAAGGUGCAAAAUUCCUGGCUGAGGCUCUGAAAAUGAACCAAGCUCUGGUAUCAAUCAACUUCCAGAACAAUGCCAUUGAGGAGGAAGGUGCUCAGGCGCUUGCAGAAGUCCUGCAGUGCAACCGCAAACUUGUGUCUCUUAAUUUGCAGAAGAAUAGGAUUGGAGCAGGAGGAGCCAAGAGGAUUGCUGAUGCACUGAAGACAAACUUGACACUCACAAAGCUAAUUCUUUGUAGUAACCAGCUUGGGGACAAAGGAACCAUUGCUCUGGCUGAGGCUCUGACAGUCAACCACACCUUGCUCUCACUCCAAUUACAGAGCAACUCAAUCAGCAACCGGGGGAUGACAGCCUUAACCAAGGCACUGAGGUCAAAUCGUGGUCUUCUCUCUUUGAAUUUAAGGGAGAACUCAAUCGGAGUGGAAGGAGCAAAGAACAUGGCUUUCGCCCUCCGUGAGAACCACUCUCUGCAGGACUUGGAUCUCACAGCCAACCUGUUGCAUGAUGAAGGGGUUCAAGCUAUAGCUGGAGCAAUCAAGUCCAAUCAAGGCCUCACAUCUUUGCAUCUCCAGUGGAAUUUCAUCAAGUCCUCGGCCACAAAAGCUCUGGCUUACGCUCUCCUCUCCAACACCGUAAUGCAGCUCUUAGAUCUACAGGAGAAUGCUAUUGGGAAUGAAGGAGUCAUUUUUCUAGCUGAAGCCCUGAAGACCAAUGCCUCUCUGCGGACAUUAUGUCUCCAGGGGGUCUCAGCAGGCACAAGUGGUGCCAUGGCAAUGGCAGAUGCUCUUACAAUGAACCAGACCCUGCAAACACUGGAUCUACGAGGGAACACUGUGGGGAUGGAGGGAGCCAAGGCACUGGCAAAUGCUUUAAAAAGCAACAGAAGUCUGAAGUCUUUGAACUUGCAGGAGAACUCUCUGGGUAUGGACGGAGCCAUAUUCAUUGCAACAGCCUUGAAGGGUAACCACCAGCUAACAUACAUCAAUUUGCAAGGAAAUGGCAUUGGAGAAUCUGGAGCAAAGGUCAUAUCUGACGCCAUAAGAGCCAACGCUCCGGGCUGUGUGGUCGACAUCUAACUAAGGAUGGACAAUCUUCUCCUGGUGCACUUUUUAUAUAAUGUAGCGCAGAAAUAAGAGCAGUAGAUAGCUGUAUGUUCGUACUUGAAUGCAUUCCAUAACCUCUGGAUACGUUUCAUUGUAGUUUUAUUUUAAUAUUUAUUUUAGAGUUACCACUGACAGUGCAGUAUCUAGAAGAGCAUGUUGAUGGCAACAUUACACAGUACUUCUACUCAUCCAACAGAGAGGAGAAACAUCUUUGUUGAGCUGUCCUAAAACUUUGUUCUGUAUAUUUGCUCUAUUUUGCACAAAUCAAACUGGAAUCCACAAAUAAAAUGUAUCUAAUGGAG
Molecule: messenger RNA, 4000 nt
Organism: Cheilinus undulatus (humphead wrasse)
Lineage: Eukaryota; Metazoa; Chordata; Actinopteri; Labriformes; Labridae
Gene: nlrc3
Product: NLR family, CARD domain containing 3
Exons: 19
Coding region: 267-3671 (1134 amino acids)
Biological process (GO): regulation of apoptotic process; negative regulation of canonical NF-kappaB signal transduction
Cellular component (GO): cytosol
Molecular function (GO): protein binding
Source: RefSeq, a predicted model, not a curated record